This is a messenger RNA of Photinus pyralis (common eastern firefly), 9273 nucleotides long. RefSeq lists its product as uncharacterized. Gene Ontology annotation, cellular component: nucleus. The record is from RefSeq and is a predicted model, not a curated record. Lineage: Eukaryota; Metazoa; Arthropoda; Insecta; Coleoptera; Lampyridae. Gene Ontology annotation, biological process: regulation of gene expression.
CAUCCCACGAUAUAUAAACAAAUCGAACAAACCGAUCAACGGGGCGGUAUGCCUUACACGAAAUUUCUGUGCAAAACUCCUCCGGGCGAAAUCAAUCCGCUCGCGGAAAAUGAGGAGUUGAAGACUGCGCGCCUGCAAGCGGCCCGAGCGCGCCUGAACGAGUACUCAACGCCAGCCAGUCCCAGUCCGCCUAGGGACGUUUCGAUUAUCACGCCCCCCGUUGUUAUACCAACCGAAAAGGUUCCACGAAAGCCGAACCCGGACGAUUUCAUGAUCAAAUCAUGGGACCACACCUUCGAGAAGCGUUCCUCCCAUUCCAACUCUGAGCAUUACAAAACCGAUAAGCCCGACAUAUACAGGAGGGCCGCGGAGAGUCUGACGGCCAAUCUAAACAAAAAACCCGUCUUUGAAAGGCUCGGCACUCGCGUUGAUAUGAGCGUACCGCCUCUGUCGGCCGAGGACCUAAUGCAACUCACCGAAUCCGACAGCGUGACUGUGACCGAUUUGGAGCACGUCCGUGACGACCUGAAGAAGAAGCUUAGCCAGGAGGAAGGCAAAUGUCAUAUACCAGAUUUGCGAAUGAAAUUGACGAGGGAUCGCCAAAAGGAGCACAACAAAAGUCAGAGCUCGUCAAAACCGCGGACCGAGAAGGUCUUCAAGGAUCCCGACAGUAAAUUUGGCAGUCUCCUCUCCAGCAUUGACGACCAGAUUUUGGAAAAGAAAGACACUAGCAAAAAGGACGAGAAGCGGUCGCGAAGUGAUAAAGACAGAGAACGGGAUAAACACAAGCACAAAAGCAAAAAGCGGGAUCGGUCCAAGGAGCGACGUCGGUCGAAGGAUCGGAAGCAUCACGACAAGGAUAGAGAUAAGGACAAAGACAAGCCGAAGGACAAGAAGGAAGAGAGCAGUAAAAAGGAGACUGUUAAGAAGGAGAGCGAAAAGAAAGACACGGUGAAAGAGAAAAUCGUCGAAAAGGUGAAGGUGGAGGUACCCGAGAAGCCGGUGUUCAAACGCUUAGCCGACAAGUACAAUCCGCGCCCCAGGAAGAAUAGCAUCGAGGUGGUGGAGCGGCCUCCCGAAAUCCCGAUCAAGGAAGCCGUGCCCAGUGUUAACAAAGAUGCGAUACUGUCAACGGUGAAAAGUAACCUGUUGCGUAGUAUCGACGAAACUCUACUGUGCAACGUUAAAGAGGUACUGCUCUCGAACAAGGAUACGCUAACGAGAAACCCAAUCGCGAGUCCGGUCGACAAGUUAACCGCCACCAUGAAGGAAAUCAAGUCGGAUAAUGAUCAGUACUUGACCAGCAUUAGAGAUACAUAUUGUCCCCCGAAACCGAUUAAAGAUAUUGUUGGGUCGACCAAUCAGAUUGAGAAAUUUGCCGGUACUGUUGCUAAAGAAGCCAAAAAAGACAACGAGCAAUAUUUAACCACCAUUAAGGAUACAUAUUAUCCUCCUAAACCGGUUAACGAAAUGUGGAGCCCUUCCUAUGGAAUGAUGCCACAAACCACCAUGGAAUUCAUACCUCCGGUUACCACAAAACGAGCGGGUAACACUUACCUGAACACCUUUAUAGUUCACAAUAACGUAAGCUCUCACGGCCAGUACACUCAACCGAGCAGCUCAUUUCCUCCUAAACCGUUUCAUCCGUACGAUCCGCUUCCGAGUCCAAAUCACUACGAGUCGAAUCAACAGCAAUUAGACUACUACUCUCAUAACCAACGGCCAAACUACCAAAACCGCCCUUAUCAACAGCAGUACUCGCGCGAUCGCCAACUCACCGACGUGUGGAGCAGCGAUCGGCAGCAACCCGACAAUUGGAACAACUCGGAUAACACGUGGAACCAACAGUCCGACGCAACUUGGACCCAAGAUCGGCAACCUUCGGAAAACGCGUGGAGCCAAGAGCCGCGCCAACAUUCGGAUAACUGGAACCUGGAUCCGAGGACCGCCGCUCGUCCCUCGACGUUUAAUAGAGAUCCCCGCAUACGACAGCGAGAGGAAAAGGAGUCGACGCAGAAGAUGGUGUUCGUGCCGCCGCCGUCGCAAACGAAGCGGCGCUCCGUCGACGAUUACCCCACGUACGGUCAAUCGAGGUACGACAUGAUGUACAACCAAGACCGGAUCAAGAACGAGGAAACCUUCACCUCUCCGCUGAACAGCCUGUAUACCACCGGCAAUGACAGUCAACGCACAGGCAAAGGGUACGGGGUACAGAAGUUCCGCAUACCGAAAAAGAAAAUGGAAACCGAGGAGCCGAAGACCGAGGAGUGUCCGAAACCCGCCGACGAAGAUAACGUCGACGAGUGCGUGCCCAACGACCGAGACAUCGACGAGCCCACCGACGUGACACAAGAGGAACAAAGUGAGGCGAUACCGGAAACCGUCGCUCCAAAGGAACCGGUCGAAGAAAAGGAACCGGAACCCGCAAAGGCCUCGGUUGCUGAACAGGCGAUGUUAACGAACUUUUUUUCCGACUUUGUAAAAAAUCCCAAUAGCAAGACCAUUCUAAACGCCAUCCUAUGCUCAAUGGCGGACAACACGGGCGACAAGAGCAAGUACAAGCAGAUCCUGGCGAUCAUGAACUCCGAUGGGAACGAAGAGGAGGAGAAAUCGCAGGCGGAAACUGACGACAAAGAUAAACUGUCGGAGAUUACCGAGCCGGUGACCGAGCAGGCGGAGGUGGUGCCGAAGCAAACGGGAAAGAAGACGGGCUAUCGCAAUAGAAGAAAAAAGCAAAUCGCCAAAAAGGUGAGGCUGAGGAAAUCUCGCCGCAACAAGCUAAAGGCGGCGAAAAAAGCGGCGCUCGCCAAAGCCGCCAUUACUAAGCAAUCGGACACCGUUAUCGAGACCGUCGGCGAACGCAUUAAGAACCGGAAGCGCAACAUACCCGCGCCCGAUCCACCCAAAGUCCGCUGUACCGAGCUGGAUCGCCUACACAACGACAUUAAAGAAAUGUUCAUAUGCGAUGGCGUAUUGACGGCGACCGGUAAGCGAAUGUGCCGCAUUUUAAAAUCCGACUCGUCGAGCGACAAGGAAUCGCCCGACCUGUCCAAGUCGAAAGAAGACGACGCCACGGUCUUAGACUCCCCGAAACGCAGAGCUCGCGCCUCCAAUCCCAAGGUGCUAAUCGAGAAGACCGACCUCUCUAAGCUAGUCUCGACGAAGGCGAGCUCCGAUUCCGACUCGGAACCCGAGUCGCCGGUCACGAGACGAGCCUCCAGACGUCGCCUCCUCGACCUGGACAGCACACCGGAACCGGUCCCUCCCAAACCGGUCUCGGCGCGCGCACUGCUCAAGCGCACAUCUAAAAUAAAGCCAAACUACACCGAGCCAUCCGAGGACGACAUCCAGCUGCCGAAAUCGCCAAAGCCAGUCGAGAAAAAAGAGGUCGUCGAAGAGAAGGAACCGGCUCCGGAAAAAUCGGUCGAGAAAAAGGGCAUCAAGAAGAAGAGGCGAGGCCACAACUGGGCGGUCGGCGUGAUCAACAAAAGGAUCGUGAAGAAAAAGGCGUCGGUCGAGGAACCGGAGACGGUGGCGGCGGAGGUACCGGAACCGCCGGCCAAGGAGGAGAAACCCAAGACCAACGAGCACGACACCAGUUAUUACGUCGACUCAGCGGAGAAGAGCGACUGUCGAUUGUGCCCGUUCAAGGGCAAGUUCAUCGUUCACCACUACCGAACCGUUCAUCCUCAGCACGAGGUUUUGAUCUCGAGAGUGUCGCCCGAGAACGGGCAGAAAGCGAUCGAAGAGUCGACCGAGAACAAUUACGAGGAAGUCGAGCCGGUGCAUAUUUUCGAGGCGAAAAAUCGCAAGAAGAGGUUCACGUACCAAUGCAGAUUUUGUCAGGCCGUCUACAAAAAUGAGCACGCCGAGACGUUCUUCGAUCACCUUACCAGCCACACCGGCGAGUACAGGUUUCACUGCGGCAUGUGCAAUUUCAAGACGUCGAACGGGCGAGCGCUGCGAUCGCACAAGUACUCGGCGCACCAGGCGUGCACCGAACCGCCCGGACCGAAACCGCCCGUCUAUCCCCCUCCGCCGAAUUUCUCCCUGGUAUUCGGUUACCUGUGCGAAACGUGCAAUUUCGUACAGAUGGACAAGUCGGCGAUGGAGACGCACGUCGAGAACCAUCACCAGGGCGCGAACAUUUUCAAGGUGAACAUGUCGACAGUGAUCAGCAAUCCGGUUAAGGAGAGCGCGCCGGAAGUCGAAGAAUCGGCCCCGAUCGAGAACGCGCCCGAGCCGGAAAGCGAAAAGGUGCCCGAAACGGUCGUAGAACAACCGCCUGAGCCCGUCGAGCCCGAGAAACUCGUCGAAAAGCCUAAAGAAGAGGAUCCGACAGUUUUCAAGAGCAAUCCCGACGAUUCCACCGAGAACCUGAUGGAGGAGCAGAAGCACGAGAAGAUGCUCGAGAUCAGCCAGGCCGUUAUUCCGAAGAAAAAAUUAUCGUUUGACCUUUUAGAUCGGAUUAAAAGCCGACUGGACAGUAAAACCGCCGAGGAAAAUGAGACCGAAGUUGAAACUGCGACCCAAAUGGAGGAGGAGGAGGAGGCCAUUGUUUCCCCUCAACGAACGUUAUCGCCUCUUAGCUCGAUUAAAACCGAUUCAACCUUUAACGAGGAUCCCCAGCCGAUUGCGAACGUAAUCGGGAAAAUGGCGGUCGACUCACAACCGCCGCCUCUAAUACCGAUCAACGAAUUCCCCAUUGCGCUUAAAGCCGAGGAGAUCGGGGUGCAAGUGGGUCCGAUUCUCGCGCGUAAGAAGCAAGACUACAUCUUGUACAUGUGCUACGUGCAGUCGUGUAUGUUCUCGUCAACGAACGGGGAGGAAUUCGAGAUUCAUUGCAAAACCUUCCACCAUAACAAACAGUGGGACGGCGUGUGUAAUUUGUGCGAUCUGCAAACCGGCCAGAGCGAGAUAGAAGACGCGUAUAAUCAUCUGGUAUCCACCCACGGCAGCGAGCUCGGAAUCGAGAGGAAACCGGAUAUGGAAGUUAAAUCGACUUAUCUCCGAAUGCGACGCCUGAGCGGCGACAUGCUGUCGGAGCAGAAACCGCUCGUGACCUUAUCCGAGGAGACUCCAUUCAAAAUCGUCGACGUACAGACGCAGCAAGAAGAAAGCGAAGACGAAAGUUUCAGUUUCCCAUUCCAAAUUGCGAACGUGACGACCCUCACGCCCGAAGAGGACCAGGCGCUAAACUCGCCCGCCCCAAUUUCGAUUGUAACGCAAUCGCUCGUGACGCCCCCGCUGUCGACGCUGACGGUGAUCGCCGCUUCGGGAAGCUCCACUAAUGUAACGUCGUCGACAGCGCUUCCGUCUUAUAAUAUAUUGGUUCCGUACAUACCGCCGCUUGUUACCACGUCUUCUCCCAAGAAACCUACAACACCGGUUCUAGUCCCUCUGAGCAAAACCAACGCAGUACCAACUCAGUCGCCGUCUCCGCCAAAACCGUCAACAUCUAAAAAAGUCGUGUUGAAGGACGUACCCCUGCAGGCGUACGAGCUGAUCGCGUCACGAAAAACCAAGACAGCCACUCGAAUUUUGCUGACCGAGCAAAAACUGAUCCACCUGUACAAAUGCCCCGAAAUGUCCUGCCCUUUCUCCACCGAUACGAAGCGGCUAUUCGAGGUGCACCUGCAGCAACAUCCCGAGUAUAAGCCCGGCACGCAGAUCUCCUGCCUGUACUGCAACUUCAAGGUCGACUAUCGCAUGUUCGCCGUUCACUGCGACGUUCGGCACGGCCGCUGCCAAUUCUGCUGCAAUUACUGCUUUUAUCGCGCGAUCAACCAAAGCUACGUGGAGAUGCAUCAGGAGCGCGAACAUCCGAGGAAUAAACGGCGCGUGCUAAGAGCGCCGAUUAAUUCGGACGCCUUGACGAGCCAGGCAAAUAUCACGCUUCCACCGAUCAAGUCGAUAGUUCCCCUGUAUAUUUGCGGCAUGCCAGGUUGUCACGAGACCAAGUUCAUCUUCUACAAAGAUUUUUCCAAUCACUGCAUGAGCGUGCACGGUGCCAGCACGAUCUCCUGUUACCAUUGCAUGUACAUACCGACAAAUGGAAACGACGCGGCCACACACAUGCAAAUGCACAACGUCUGCCACUACCACUGUCGCUACUGCCUGUACGGGGGGCACACACUCGAAGAAGUCCACAAUCACUUAUCCCUCCAACAUUUCGCCUUUAUUCCAAGAAUUAUCGAGCGCAGAUUUAUGCCCGACGCAACUAAUAAACCCUCAUCCGACUACAAGUGGGACGACCCGAAGUCAUACGACAGAUUACACAUUCUCACAACCGAACUAACCAAAUACGUGACUCCGGUCGCGCUAAUCGAAGUGAUCUCUUACGCUCCUAAGCCGAAGACCAUCAUUAGCGUCGUCAAGACCGUGCCGUCGUCGGAGAAAAAGGAAACGAUCACGAUGUACAAGGCGCCGCUGGUGUCGCAGGCGAAAAAGUCGGCCGCCGUCGAAGACAAGGCGAAACCUUCGACGACAAAGGUCGGCGAUAGUACGCCGAUCGUGCUCAACAAUUUCCUGCAGUCGCAAGUUGACCUGAUGUCGAUCACGAGGUGCGUCAGCAAGGCGAAAGGCGAGGAUAAGUGCCCGCAUGCGGCGAACGCUACAAUACCGACGGAUAUACCGCCCUUGUCGGUCGCGCAGCCCGAGGCGAUCCGCGUAGACGAACGAUCGUUCGACGACACACGACAGGAAACAAGUGACGGACCCUUGGAGCAAGAUCCAUUGCAAGUGCGUUCAGAACCCGGCACAUCUACACCGAAGUCCACCGAUAGCGUUUCCUUACCUUCCCAAUCACCGCAGGACUUUUCGUCCUUUUCUACCCUUACGGAAGACGAGUUGUCCGAUUUCACGGUAACAUCCGAGGGGAAGAGCGCUAAAAUUCGCGACUUAACAGGGAAGGACCUAUUUCAGUGUAGUAUCUGUCGUGAGUCUUUCGAUAGGGCGUCGCAAUUCAAAGGGCACAUGUUAAAGUGUGUCGAAACUCAUAGAUUGGGGGUUACCAAACCUUACGAGUGCUGCCAUUGCUUGAAAAUGUUCAAGACCCUCCACAGUUUGAUGGAGCAUCUUCGUUCGCACGGUACGAAGAGGUUCACGUGUUCGCUGUGCGAUUUCAAGCACUCGCAUCAGUUUCACGUUCGUGCCCACAUGAAGGUAAGGCAUAACGUUAAUAACGCGACAAUGGUGCCGGUUAACGCCCAAGAGACCAACAUUGACGAGGACGAAUUCGUCCUAAAACCGAAAAUCAACAGGCAAAAGAGUUUCGAGUCUGCCAUUCCCAAAGAUUCUCAGAGCGCGACUAUCGACGUCGUUUUGAAGUUCGGUCCCGAGGACGUCGACGCCCUACCGUUGCGCGAAAUUUACAGUAAGGAGGUAAAAUGCUCGGUUUGCGGAUACGCGACGAAGGUUCGCACGAAUCUCAUUCGUCACUUUCAAUUUCACAAGAUCGGAAAGGAAGUUCCCAUACCGGCGAUCGCGCCUGUCAAUCCGGUGCCAUGUUUGGAUAAGAACGAGAAGAUGUUCGACAAGAUGUUCAAUUUGUCGAUCAGUAGUUACAACGACGCGCUUCGUAACCCGCUCAAGACUGAUAAGAAGGAAUUACCAAAGAUCACGAAGGAGGAGGAAAUUGAGCUACCCACCUACGUGCCCGUCACGAAACGAUACGUUUGUGGCGCCGAUAAUUGUGAUUAUUUGUGCUUGGAGGAGUCGAUGUUAAGAUCGCAUCUGCAGGCUUUACAUAGCGACGAAACAUCUUACAAAUGUAUUCAUUGCAACGAAGUUUUGCACAAAGCAAAAGGUGUGAUUAACAUCGACCAAAUUUUGAAGCAUUUCCGUCUGCACGACUUAAACCUGUACAAGUGCAGCUACUGCAAAUUUUUGCACAACUUGAAGCACAAAGUCGACCGACACGUUUUAGAUAAGCACCCAAACAAUACACCCUUGGUAAUAAUCAUACGCGAGAUGGACCACGAACCCGAAGAGGCCACGCACCACCACCACCACGUCCAGGAGGACGUCAAGGAGGCGAAACCGUGGCGAUGCGGCAUGUGCAAGUAUCGCUGCAGCACGAAAACCGAAAUCGUCACUCACGCCCACAACAAACACGAACUGGACACCCAAUUCAAAUGUGCCUUAUGUCAGUAUAGGACCAGUACGAAGUCGAAUUUCGCCGACCACUUCCAAACGGAGCAUCCGGGUCGAAACGUGGACGUCAUCGACGCCUAUUACGAGGAGGAGGCGAUUCCCGCCUUGAAAAACAUCGCCGAGCUGAGCAUGUUCGACACGACGCCGAUAUGGCAGCGCGAGAAGACCAAGUUGAAGUACAUUCGCGGCAUUCCCAUCGUGGAGGAGACUAGCAAGCCGUCGAAAAAGUCGCCGCUUAAAUUCGAUGACAAGGCCGAAAUUAAGAAGAUCGCGACCACGCCGUCGAAAAAACCGAAAACUCUCAAGGAGAAGAAAUUGGAGCUGAUUAUUAAGGUGGGCGACGUUGAAGUAAUCGAAAUCGAAGACGACGACGUCCUAGUGAUUGACGAAAAGCCGAAGGUCUCCGAAAAGCAGCCGGUCCUCUCCGAGUCCGCUUCCCAAUCGGAUCAGGACAAGGUGGGCAGUUCCGGAUACACGCUUGAGGAUCUCAUGAGCAUGGACAUAACGACUUUGAAAAAUGCGAACUUGUCGUGCGCCUCUUACGGACCGUUUGGCGUGCCCCGCAAUCGACAGUACUUGUGCCCAAUUUGUAACUCAUUCAAAACCAAAAAAGAAGAAGACAUCAAGAACCAUCUUUAUAAGCAUCACGACUAUCACAAGUUCGUCUGUACAAUUUGUAAACUCACCGGCAUCAGUUACAAGUUCCUUAAGAGACACUCGGGACGCAAACAUCAGGGACUGCCCGAGGCGAUCUACCCUAUGACUCCCGCCCCGCUAAUCGAGGACUGGGUACGUAAGGUGCUCGCCGUCCAAUCUCGCAUAAUGGAGGAGAACGAGAGCAUGGCGACCGUCUCGAGUACGACCGUUCACGACGUGAUUAAAACCGAGGACUCGCCGAAGAGGCAGGUCACGACGGAAAUAAACGCCGCCGAUUCGUCGAGUACGUUGGGUAGAUCGAAAGUGAUCCAGCAGUGUCAGCAUUGUUCGUAUAGCUGCAGGGCGGCGAGCGAUAUGCGCAAGCACGAGCGACGCCAUUGGCUGCAGAAACCGUUGAGGUGCGGACAUUGCGACUUUGAAGGUAAGUUUUUUCGAAAUUUUUUAUUUCUCCUUCAUUCCUGA